Cydia pomonella (codling moth) is the source of this 10389-nucleotide messenger RNA. RefSeq lists its product as uncharacterized. The coding region runs from base 540 to 7718 and encodes 2392 amino acids. Gene Ontology annotation, cellular component: nucleus. The transcript has 23 exons. NCBI's taxonomy places the organism in Eukaryota, Metazoa, Arthropoda, Insecta, Lepidoptera, Tortricidae. The record is from RefSeq and is a predicted model, not a curated record. Gene Ontology annotation, molecular function: ATP-dependent chromatin remodeler activity; ATP binding; ATP hydrolysis activity.
AAUGUUGCCAUUGUCUAAAAAAAAUUGCUUCCGUAACUUACACCGUAUUGAUGUAAGUCAACAAGGAUGUGUUUUGUAUCCCAAGUUAUUUAUGACAAGGUUAAAGUCUUAUGCACAAUUCUAUCAAAUGACAUGCAAUUACACACCUUAAGAACUAUUGUCACUCAAGAGUCAUCUGAUAGCUUUUCUUGUGACAUCUUCUGACAAUUUUUGUAAACACACGCUUGUCGAAUAGGCUAUUUACUGCGGAAGUAAUGGCUUCCCUAAAAUUUAAUUGCAGAUAUUAUUUUGUAGUGAUAAUUAACAAUUAAAUAACAAUAUAAUGUAAUGUUUUCCGAAUUGAGGAAUUGCUUAAGGUGAAUAUUAUAGGGUGUUAUCCGGCUUAUUUCACCUCCUAUUUAUACGAUUUAUCUAAACCGUGAAAUAACUACAAAGAACGAUACCUUGUAUGAGAAUGGCCUUUUGAAUGCGAAAUUUCCACUUGCGUCGCGGGACAUGAACGAAAGACAUUUGGAUUUUGAAGCGUGAACGAGAAAACCAUGAGUGACGUGAGCGGCAGCAGUUCUGGCAACAAGAGAAAAGGAAAAGGUCGCGACGAAGAGGGUUCUGAUGAGGACACUUGGGACAGCGACGAUGACGAUGACACUAUAGCCAGGAUCCAGCGGGCGCAUUUUGCUCAGGCAGCAGCAAUGCGCGGCCGGCGGCGCUCCAACCCGCGCCCGCGGCCUAUGAGCAACAAACGAAAACUAGAAGCAGUCAAACAAUUUCACGAUUUCACGAAAAAACUCAAAAAAGACACUGGUGUAGCUAUAAGAAGUCUUGUUGGUAACAAUAUAUUAGAGUUAAGUGAUUAUUCAAGUGAGGACAGUAAAUCUGACAGUGAUGGUUUGUCAGAGGAGGAGUUUGUGGUUAAUCCAACUGCUGUUGAAGAGUUGAACCAAGAUGACGAAAGUUACAUAGAUCCAGAGACUGGUGAUUUUGUACAAAGUAAAAAGAGUGUUGAAAAGCCGCCUAAACCUGCCAGUCCAGAGCCAGAGCUUGUGCCUGCCGAAGCGGAGUUACCUGAAGAGAAAAAAACAUUAUCUAUAAGUGAUAUUAUUAGUGAUGGUGACUUAGAUUUAACUAGAAAUGUGGAGAUUUCAGAAGUAGAAGAGAGUGAGUUGUGUCCAGAAAAAGCAGAUGAAUUAUUAGACAUGAAAAAUGAGGAGAACAGUCAAGAUUUUGACAUUACGGAAAAGUUGAAAGAAAUGGGGGAGAUUAGCGUUAAGCCAAUAAAGAAGGAAGAUGAAGAAGAAAAACAGAGUGAGGAAGAAAAGAAGCCAGAGACUGAUGAAGAUAAAAAACAAAACACCAAUGCAAUCAACAUGAGACGAAACAUCCGAGAUGUGAUGGACGAGAAGAACCUAGAUGCAUCUACCUUGGCUGCGCAGCGGCAGGAGUCAGAGCGUCUGGCGAGAGUCCAGGAGCAGCAGAGGAUCAUCAGAGAGGUACAAAGACAAAUAGCGAUAAAUCGGCAGAACAAAAUACACCAAAAAACGUUAUCACUAUUACAAGGAGGCUCAUCCCUACUGAAGAAAGGGCCUGGACAUAAACUCAACCUACCAAAUACAGUAUUGGUGAAGCUGCCGUCUGGAGAGAUGAAGAAGACCACAAUGAAGUCAGGUCAGGUGGAGGUGACAAAGAUCCCGAAACCAACGACGUCUGGCGCCAUGAAACCCGAUCAAAAGACUGAUAAGAAGGAGGUGGUCGAGAUCGUGGACAGCAGCAGUGGCGAGGAGUCGUCGUCGUCGGGAUCCGAUUCAGAUGAUUGCAUAAUGCUGUCCGACUCAGAGGCUCCGAAGAGCCCAGAGGUUGAGGAAGAUCCUCAUAAUUCUGGUCUCCACGUAAAUGACGCUUACAACACACCAGACGAACAAGGCCGAGUACUAAUUAAUCUUGGACAUCCCGAAAACGAAGAAGACAUCUUUUUAGCCCCUCAGAUAGCACGGGUUAUUAAACCUCAUCAGAUCGGUGGCGUCAGAUUCUUAUUCGAUAACAUAAUUGAGUCCGUUGAAAGAUUUUCAACAUCUACCGGCUUCGGGUGUAUCCUGGCACACUCCAUGGGCCUCGGGAAGACCCUGCAAAUCGUGUGCUUCUGCGACAUAUUCCUGAGGCACACCAGCUCCAAGACCGUGCUGUGUAUCAUGCCUAUCAAUACUUUGCAAAAUUGGGUGGCGGAGUUCAACAUGUGGCUGCCGCUGGACGCGGCGGCGAGCCCGCUGGCGGCGCACGGCGAGGUGCGGCCGCGCAGCUUCCCCAUCUACGUGCUCAACGACAGCCACAAGACGCUGCAGAUGCGCGCCAAAGUCGUCAAGGAAUGGACAACGGUCGGCGGCGUCCUCAUGAUUGGCUACGAGCUGUACCGCCUGCUCAGCAUGAAGAAGGACAAAAAGCCUCGUAAGAAAAAGAAAGCCGAGCUCAAGGCCGAGGAGAAAGAGAGGGAAGAGAGGGAGAGGAACAAGGAUAAACCGGACACACUCAACGAGGAUACUCAGGGCUCCGAUGCUACGUUCCACUCGAAGCUGUCCGACGACUCUAAGCUGGAAGACGGCGAGCCGACGUGCAAGCUCGAGGCCGAAAUCAGGGAAGAGAUGAAGAAGGAAGAGAAGAAGAAUGAGGACGCUCCUACUGAUGAGGACAAGAAGCUGUUGGACGAAAUGUAUGAAGCACUGGUUAAACCUGGACCAGACUUGGUAAUUUGCGACGAGGGCCACAGGAUCAAGAACUCUCACUCAAACAUAUCAUACGCCUUGAAGCAAAUGAGGACCAAACGCAGAGUCGUUCUUACAGGCUACCCACUCCAAAACAACCUACUAGAAUACUGGUGCAUGGUGGACUUCGUCCGGCCGAACUACCUCGGCAGCAAGACGGAGUUCUGCAACAUGUUCGAGCGGCCCAUCCAGAACGGGCAGUGCAUCGACUCCACGCCGCAGGACAUCCGGCUCAUGCGCUACCGGGCACACGUGCUCCACUCGCUGCUCGUCGGCUUCGUGCAGAGGCGAUCGCACGCAGUACUCCAGUCGACACUACCUCAGAAGGAAGAAUACGUCCUGUUGGUGCGCAUGACGCCGUUGCAAAGGAAACUGUACGACCGUUUCAUGAACGAGGUCGUUCGUUCCACGUCUGUGCCAAACCCCUUGAAGGCGUUCGCUAUUUGUUGCAAGAUCUGGAACCAUCCCGACGUCCUGUACAACUUUCUGAAAAAGAGGAGUGAAGCCAACGCCGCCAUCGAAGAGGACCUGGAUCUAGAAGAGCUCGGAGGCGUCACCAAGGCGGGGCGGGCCAAGAACAGCAAGAACCCGACAGGCAGGAAACCUGGCCGGCCAAAGGGUGCCCCGAAAAAACCAGCUGCGACAAUACCACCGAACACCACCACCGGGCCGGCGCCGCCCCGGCCCGGGCCCGGGCCCCACGGGGCCCCGCCCGGCCCGCCGCCGCCCAACCGCCCCGACCAGCCCGGCGCCUACCCCUACAACUACCACAACCAGCCACCAGGCUACUAUCCCCCCAAUCAACCGCAACCUUACAACCAAAACUACCCCAGCAACUACUACCCCCAGCAGCCCUACGACACCAACUACCCCAACCAGUACCCCCAAAAUAACCCAGACAUGAACAAUCCAGGAUACAAUCAGAGCUACUGGAACAACGGCAACUACUACAACAAUCCAGGCUACUAUAACAAUCCACAGUAUCCUAAUAAUGCUCCACCACAAAAUUACACAGGGAAUCCACCCGACUUCAACAAUCAACAAUAUCCGCCCGACUACAACCCGUCGUCGAAUGACCAGCAACCCUACCCUGGUAACGCCCUACAACCUUAUCAAAACAACCAAGAACAACCAGGGACAAGUUACGGGAACCAACCCCGACCACCGUAUCAAGGCUCUUACCAGAAUGCGCCAGGAUUCCCGGAAUAUCCUAACGGCCCUCCAGGACCUUCGUAUCCCAACAAUCAAGCGCCACCAGAAUCUUCUUAUCCUAAUAAUCAACCUCCGACGGGGCCUUCUUACCCUAAUAAUCAAGCACCACCAGGACCCUACCCUAAUAAUCAACCGCCACCAGGACCUUACCCUAAUAAUCAACCGCCACCAGGACCUUACCCUAAUGAUCCAGCGCCACCAGGAUCUACGUACCCAAAUAACCAACCAGCAUCAGGAAAUUAUCCCAAUAACCAACCGCCACCAGGAUCUUCGUACCCAUCUAAUCAACCUCCACCAAGCUACCCCAACCAACCCUAUCCACCGCCAUAUGCCAAUAACGAAGCUCCUUACGGGGACAACCAGCCUCCUUACAACUUCUCUGCCUACCCUACCAACGUUCAGCCUAAAGAAGAACCACAAAUCAAGACUGAACCUAACUUCCUAAACAAUGACGUGAAGCCAAAUGUUGGUCCCGGUCCAAACGGCGGUUUCCAACGAAAUCAGUUCGACAACACAUCACCUUAUUUGGGAUACAAUAGUGGAUCUAACUCAGGAAAUCGACAGAUUAAGAAUGAACCCAAUCUUGGAUUCCAACCUAGUGAAGUCAAAAACGAAACAGGUCCAAAUGCACCGCCUUACGGGAAUCCAGGUUAUAAUUACAACCAGACUAACAUGCCAGGUUUUCCGAAUCAGGGAGAUAAUAGUACCAAUGGGAACUAUCCGUUCCCGUCUUACCUUGAAACGAAGCCGCCACUCGGAAGUAACAGCUCCGGAAGUCCGCUCACAUCUUGGCCUCUAGACUCAAUCAAAACGGAAGUCGACAAACUCAAAACUGAGGAGAAAACUGAAACGAAAUCCGAAUCAGACGGUGAAGUCAAAAUCGCCGAUUUAGACACCAAGAUGAUUGUCAAAGAUGACGGGAAGAAAGUUAAAGAAAUAUCCGGUCUCGCAAAAGACAAUACAAAGAAAACUCGAGAUAAAAAGGAAAAGACGAGGAAAUCUAAAAGCGAUGCUUCCGAAUCUGAAGAUGAGGGUAAAAAACCGAAACAAAAAGGAAAAGGCAAGGAAAGCAAGAAAUCUGACAAACCCAAGCCAAGGGGUCGACCUAGACUUGCCAAAGGAAGGAAAGAUAGAAAAACUUCUAAGGAGAAAGAUGAUUCUGAGUCUGAGGACAGUGAAAAAGAAGAGAAAUUAAACAGAGAAGAAGAAUUAGCUUUAGUCAAGAAGGCAGAAGAAGUAACCUAUGAUUGGGCCGCUGAAUUGCUAAAAGACUAUAUCCCUGGUAUUAUAGAGAAUUCCUCUAAGAUGGAACUUUUCUUCUAUUUGCUGAAUGAGAGCAUAAAGAUGGGCGAUAGGAUACUGCUUUUCAGCCAGAGUUUGUUCACGUUGAACCUCAUUGAAGACUUUUUAGAGAGGAAUUACAUUCCUGGCACAAACUGCUUGUGGGAAAGGAACACUAAUUACUAUCGUCUAGACGGCUCAACACACGCGCUAGAGCGAGAAAAACUAAUAAACGAAUUCAACGCCAACCCAAAUAUUUACUUGUUCCUGGUUUCGACGCGCGCCGGCUCGCUAGGAAUUAACCUGGUCGGCGCCAACCGCGUCAUCGUGUUCGACGCGUCGUGGAACCCCUGCCACGACACGCAGGCCGUGUGCCGAGUUUAUAGAUACGGGCAGAAGAAACCGUGCUUCGUAUACCGCUUCGUAAUGGACUGGUGCCUCGAGAAGAAAAUCUACGACCGACAAAUCAACAAGCAGGGCAUGGCCGACCGCGUUGUCGACGAGUGCAACCCAGACGCCGUGCUGUCCAUGAAGGAGAUCACUAAUCUGUGCUUCGAUAAUGACGAGAAGGAAUCCGAACCCAAAGACCUGUCCGAGCAUAAGGACAAGUACCUAGACGUGUUAAUGCAGGGCAUCAUACAGUACCACAGCAAGCUGCUGAGCAAGGAGCCCUUCCAGCACGAAUCACUGCUGGUCGAUAGGAAGGAGAAGAAACUGUCCAGUGCGGAGAAACGAUUGGCUCAGAGAGGCUAUGAAUUGGAAAAGAAGGCCGCCCUAGCGCCCAAGCCCACGACGGCGUACAGGACGGUCCGCACGGCGGACGGCAGCGUGGUGCAGCGGCCCGUGGGCACCGUGCGGCCCAUGCAGCACGGCGCGCGCUGGAUCCCGGCCGACGUGUGGCGCCGGCAGGGCAUGACCGCGCAGGAGAUGACGCUGCCGCUGGACGUGGUGAUACCAACCAACUCCGCCGAGAAGACGAACAUCGUCCUAAAGGCCGGUCAGCGGGUCAUGGUGCUAAAGUCACCGAAGGGCAUCUACAUGCAGCUGGAGUCGGGCAAGAUCAUCGCCAUCAAAACCUCGUUCAAGGGUUUGGGGCAGAAGGCGGCUGACAACAAGGAUAGCAGCCCUAUUGGGAAGAAAAUCCUAGGCAGCCGUCCAGGCAGCAUACCGGGCUCUCUAAAGAAUAACUCCGCGAUCACGAUAACUUCCAAGAGCGGCCCCCGCCCCGGCUUCCAGCGGGUCCUCACGCGGCCCGCCAUCAUCGGCCACAACAAGCUCGGCCGGCCCCUGCUGCCCGGCCACAAGGUGGCCGACAUGCGGGGCCUGCCCGGCCACAAGCUGGCCGACAUGCGGGCCCGGCUCGGCGACGCGCGCUCCUACGGCGCCCUGCGCCCCCGCCCGCCGCCGCACCCCGCCCGCAUCCUCCGCCCGAACCUUCCGGGAUCGCUCAGCAUAACGAAAAUCAGGAGGGACGCGAAAAGAUCUGAUAAUGAAAAUAGCGACUCUAAUCCCCCGACCAAGAUAGACUCCGACGAUGACACUCAAAUCCUAGACAGCGACGAUGAAGAAACGGAAAAGGCGAAAAAAGCAGCUAGCGAACAAAAAUCAAAGACCCUCGCGGAAAACUCUGAAGAUUCAAAAUCUUCCACUAGCUCUGAUAACCAAAAGAAAAGUGCCAAUACUCAAGCGAAACUUUCGGAACCUAUCGUUUUGACUACCGAUGAAAAACUACCCUCGGAGGAGGCUCUAGAAGUCAAAAAUUCUGACACUAGUGAUUCCCAUUUAAGCGACGAUUCUAGGACGCGCGUAGACAACUCUCGAACGCCCCCGAUGGAUAACGUCGAGAGGAAAAUUAAUUUAUUGAAAAACUAUAGGCAUCAAAGACCCGGCAGUAGACCUCAAACGGAAUCCAGCUUGAGCAUAUUAGAGAGAACGGCCAGCGUGCUAAAUAAGGAGGGCAUGCCGGACUUCCGGAGGAACCUAGACGAUAUAACGCAGUCGUAUUCCCCCGGCGGCGACGAAAAGCCGGGGUCGAAGUCGAAGAAGAAAAAGUCUCCCAACAAGGAGGGCGAAUCUCAGAGUCAGUUUAAUUCCGGGAUGUCUCAUAGUGUGUCUAGUCUGCUGGGGUCGCCGGGCGCGAAGCGGAGCGAGCUCGGCGCGGCGCCGCCGGCCCCGCCCGCCCCGCCCGCCCCGCCCGCCCUGGCCGACCCGGCCGCGCCGCCCGCGCUCGACGGCGAGCCGCCCCAGCAGCCCUACCCUGCCCCGGGACAGCCGCCGGACGCGCCUUACGCGCAAUAUCCAGGUUACGGCAUGAACUACGGCGCGUACCCCAAUUCGCCGUACUACGGCUACGGCAACUACCCGGCCGGCUACGCGGGCUACGCGCCGCCCGCGCCCGCGCCGCCCUACCCGCCCGCGCCGCCCGCCGGCCUGGCCGCGCCGCCCGACUACCUGCCGCCCAACCCGCAGUGGUAAGCCGCCCGGGCAACUUCAAACUACCCGGAGGUGGUUUGAACACGAGUCGAGCCUGCAGGGUGAGACUUAUUUUUGCGGUCGCUAAACGUACCCUGUACGGUUAAAGUGCGGUACAUCUUACAUCAGUGCGACAAAAGUGUUCUUUAACUUACCCAGCUCUGGUAGUGUGGCGAAACUGGUAAAUUGAACAGUGUUGAUGUGACUCGAGAUUCUAAUCCUAAUAUGAGUGAUGUAAUUUUAGAUGUUCUUUUCGAGGAGUGUGAAUGUGUAAUGGCUGCGGUCCAUCGAGGGAGGCUACGAGUUGUGUUGCUGUUUUAUACUUAAUUUACUUAGUGCCGCGCUGUGAAUUUUUAUAUCUCCUUUAUUUUCUAAAUUUGUAUGCAAAAUUUAUUGUAGUUUAUCUUCUAUUUAUUAUUUUCUACGAGUCUUAAAGUUUUUUGCAUAUGCUGUGAAAUUGUCCCUAAUUUGGAUUUAUUCUAUUCAUCCCUGCGUCAUUUUAUAGGAAUUAUAGGAAUGCUUAUAACAUGGUAAGCGAGGUGAAAUGGAAACACUUGCCUCUUUGGUACUUAUUAUUUAAGUAGGACGAUACGCGGGCACCUUUUUAUCAUAAUAACCAGUGUCAAAUGCGACUAGUGAGUCAUUAGUCGUUACGAUGUAAAUGAAAUGAUGUCUUUCCAAUGUGCGGCUAUGCGUGAAUCUAUGGAUGUGAUAUGUUGGUUAGCGUUAGAUAUAGCGUGUAUGAUGGUAUUUAUCUAUGUAAUUUUUAGCUUAGAUAGGAUGCCCACUUAUACUAAUUAAAUAUCUUAGAAAUGUUCUCAUUUAUCCAUUCAAUAGAGCCGUGAUAUGUGUAACAUUAACAUAGUAGAAUGUAUGCAGACUUGCAUAGAAAACUAUUUAUCUAAUCUAGUUUAUAUUUCAAGUGUUCCAAACUCGAAAAACAAUAUCUUUUAAUAUAGAUUUCUAUUUUUUCUUUGGUGUGUUAUAAGAGAAGUGAUUAUCUAAUAGUUUAUUUUUUAUUUUUACAUUUGAUGUGAAUGGCAACAAAAAUCUUUUCUCAAUAACCGUGUGCUGUUUAAUUUAAACGUCGCUUACGCAACCAUGUUCUUUUUAAGCUUUUUCUUUGAAGACUGGCGGACACUUAUAUUGAACAUGCUAUGUACAUACGAGUAUUGGCUAUGUGCAAACGCCUUCGGGCUACAUGAAUUAUUUAUCAGUUAACAUUUUAACAAUGACAUGAAAAUGGGCAUUUAUGCCACGGCAUGUUCUGUGAUCGAUUUGACUUCCCCUAAAUGCACUUCGCACAUAGCCAAUAUCUGUCGACCUUAAUUAACUGAUGUGUAAUUAGCAGCACAUAAUAUGCUGUCCCACAGAUAAUUACAUGUAAUUUCGUAAAGCGACGGGUUUUCAAUGUACCAGAUUAUUGAAAGACGUAAUUGUGAUAUUAAUGAAUUAGCUUUUUUGGUAACCUGGUACUAAUUACUGAAAAUCUUUAAUUUUUUUAACUCAAUGCUUUGAAGCUUGGUGUAGCGUAUACGCCUGUGAAUUUUCACAUAUAGAUGUGAUGUGAUAGUCUGAUAAUUUAUGUGAUUUAUGUCACAACUACGUUUACGUUAGCAGUAUUAUAUUUUGCUUAUGUAUACGAAUUUCGCAAAGUACCUAUAGAUUACAUAAUAGUGUAAGUUAAAAUCGACUUUUAAUUGACUAAGGAAGCAAAUGAAUUACUUUAUGUGUAUAUAGUUCUCGAAAUAUAAUUUCUAAUAAGUGCCAGAUCAAAAAAAAAAAGGGAACAUGUGUAGUUUCUAGACAUACUAAUAGAUGCUGAAAAACUACAUUUGUGGUAUACUUGACCCACAUGCAUUUGACAUUAUAGGCGGGAAGUCUCUGUACUUGACUGUACCUAUUUAAAAAUAUCAGGACUAUCUGUGAGCUGCAAUUAGACUUUCGGUCCUUACUACAAGAUUUACUCUAUUAUUUAAUCGAACAUUAAAGCUUCAUUUACAGGGAGCGAGAACUUUCAUGCAAUAUUCGAUACAUUGCUAACUACAUAGUACAAUUCAGUCGAUGGAACAAAUACCGCAAUAAAGCGCAUGCAUGUUCUUGAUCCGUCUAAAUGGGGCUUAAGGGUCCCCAACAAGCUCGGUUCUCCAUACAAACGUAGUUACGUUCUCAUUUUAAAACGACCAGCUAGAUUGCUCUGAAACUUUGUACUUACAAUUGGAUAAGUAUAACUUAUAGAUAUAUCUAGUCCUGUAAUUAGUUUAUGUAGCUUCAGAUAUUAUAGUAAGAAAUACAGCAUUUUAUAAAUUGGAGCUUUAUAAACUAGACGUGAUGUCAUUGUAUGUGCAAAUUUUUAUUACAAUCCAACACGUAGUUUUUUUAUUUUUUAUGAUAACGAAACUCCGAACGAAACGCUCUGCUAAAAGUAGCUGUGUAGGUACUGUAUGAAGAUUAUAUUUCGAGAGGUAUAACUUUAUUAUGCAUUGAAUCUCGCACACCAGAUGAAAAGUAGAAAUAACGCUGACAUUAUUUUUUAAAUUUAUAGCCAUUCGUGUGUUGCCCUGUGUACAAAUAAGUGGUCGGCGAUAAUGUUCGAAGUGAUACAUAACUGCAUUUUAAAUUGAUCCAUAUUACUGUACCGGCGAUAUCUAAUAAAGAAAUCAGUAAACAGUAA